Molecule: messenger RNA, 2868 nt
Organism: Plectropomus leopardus (leopard coralgrouper)
Lineage: Eukaryota; Metazoa; Chordata; Actinopteri; Perciformes; Serranidae
Gene: tinagl1
Product: tubulointerstitial nephritis antigen-like 1
Biological process (GO): proteolysis
Molecular function (GO): cysteine-type peptidase activity; peptidase inhibitor activity
Source: RefSeq, a predicted model, not a curated record
ACAGAGCAGAUCCAGUGAGACAGUGAGGAACAGAGACAAGGGACUUUUUUUACCUCUCCACCUGUGGAUGACUUCCUAAGCAACACAUCAGCAAAGCUCUCUUUUUUUAAUAUUUUAAAUCGGAUUACAAAACCAGGAUUUCUCUCUCAACUCAAGGUUUAUCAUGAAGCUCUUCCUGUUGACGGUGGCUGCGCUGCUCCUGGUGGUAGGAGAGAUCACUGCAGACAGAAUCCUGUCUAGAAGGACCAAGAGGGAACUUGCCAGUCCGCUCCAUGUUGGAGGCAUCAGGGACCCGUUUGGCUCCUACUGCCAGAGGAGAGGAGGCUGCUGUCCAGGCAGAGAUGAUCUGUGCACGGUGCCCUACCUGGACACCAUCUGCUACUGCGACCUGUUCUGCAACCGCACUGUCUCCGAUUGCUGCCCCGACUUCUGGGGUCAUUGUCUCGGUGUGGAGCCACCUUUCAUAGGCACCUGUGAAAGGAAUGGAAACAAGUUCUUCUCGGGGCAAACGUACAAAGAGAACUGCAAUUUAUGUACAUGCGGGACGACAGGACGCUGGGAGUGUGAACAGAACGCCUGUCUGAUGGAUCCUGACAUGAUCCAUGCUGUCAACAGAGGAAACUAUGGGUGGAAGGCAGCGAACUACAGUCAGCUUUACGGCAUGACUCUAGACGAGGGCAUCCGGUACCGCCUGGGCACACAGAGACCCUCCAGGACUAUUAUGAACAUGAAUGAAAUCCAGAUGAACAUGGAUCCUCAGAGUGACCGUCUGCCGCUUUACUUCAACUCAGCAGAGAAGUGGCCGGGAAAGAUUCAUGAGCCACUGGACCAGGGCAACUGUGCUGCAUCCUGGGCUUUCUCAACUGCAGCUGUGGCAUCAGACAGAAUCUCCAUCCAGUCAAUGGGUCACAUGACUCCUCAGCUGUCCCCACAAAAUCUUAUCUCCUGUGACACGCGUAACCAGGGAGGCUGUGCCGGAGGACGCAUCGAUGGAGCCUGGUGGUACCUCCGACGCAGAGGAGUGGUGACAGAGGACUGUUAUCCGUACCGACCCCCACAGCAAACACCAGCAGAGGUUGGCCGCUGUAUGAUGCAGAGCCGCUCCGUCGGUCGGGGAAAGAGACAGGCCACACAGCGCUGCCCCAACACACACAACUACCAAAACGACAUCUACCAGUCCACGCCGCCCUACAGGCUCUCAUCCAAUGAAAAGGAGAUCAUGAAGGAGAUUAUGGAUAAUGGCCCUGUUCAAGCUAUUAUGGAGGUCCACGAGGACUUCUUUGUCUAUAAGAGUGGGAUCUACAAACACACUGACGUCAGCUUCACCAAACCUCCACAAUACCGCAAACACGGCACACACUCAAUCAGGAUCACUGGGUGGGGAGAGGAGAGAAACUUUGAUGGGACAUCAAAAAAAUAUUGGAUUGCUGCCAACUCCUGGGGGAAAAACUGGGGAGAGAACGGCUACUUCCGAAUCGCUCGCGGAGACAAUGAGUGUGAGAUUGAAACAUUUGUGAUUGGUGUGUGGGGCAGGAUCACGAUGGAGGACAUGCACAACCAUCAUCACCACCAUCGUCGCCGACACAUUUAGACACAACAAAUGUUAAAACCCCACAAAGACCUUUGUUUUUAAUACCACCUAUAGAUGUUUUUUUACCCCAAAGGAGAACCACACACCAAGAGUCUCAGUACAUCCCUGUACCAAUUAAGCUGGCCAGCCACAAAAUCAAUCCCAGAGUCCCCGAACCCUCUCUUUUUACACCUUACUUUACUCUGGCGAUCAAUACAACCCGUCUUCUCCUCCAUCUUUAACCCCCUUAACAGAACAACCUCCCCACUCUUCAUAUAACUCAAGGUUUAUGGCACCAAAAAACAAAGAGUAACUAAGAUAAAGCUCUUUUAAGUUGCCUUACAUUUAGGCACCUCAGGUACCUACUGAUCCGAAGACAACACUUCCCAAAAUCCUCAGCGUAACAUCAGGUGACACAUGUUCAUGUCAAAGUGAGGGGAUGACAGAAAAGAGAAGCUUUACAUUCUUCUUUGCGCUUCAUUGUCAACCUUUAGUCCUUUCUAAAUCCAGACAGACACCUUGGAAAAGAGGAAAUCCGAGAGCCAGAUUAUCAGACAUGCAGUCCUUUCAGAGAGACACACCCAGCCAAAGUGCGUAACAUGAUAAUAUAUCAUAGAUGACCUUACUGACAUUAACCUGUCAGCGAUACGGGGGCACAGCUUGGCUCAUUCCUUCAGUUUUAGAGAAGACACUUGUACGGAGUUAGUAGCUGCAGGCAGUGGAGUUUCUCACACAUUCCAGUAAAAAGUGUACAAGUGGACACUGGAAACUCUUUUUGAUGUGGAGUAGAUAAUUACAAAAUUUGGGGAAGAUUUUUACUGCAGUCAACAGCCCAACGACACAGGACAUUUGAAAUGAACUGUGUGUAGGAUUUAGUGGCGUCCAGUGGUGAGGAUUGCAAAUUGCAACUAGCUGAAACCUUGUGCCAAGCGUGGACUCCUGGUCCACAGAGGUCUCCUCCUCUCCAAAAGAAAUUAAUCUGAUUAUUAAAACCGGUAAGAUAACGGAAUAAAGCAGUUUCACGUUACAAAUCAGUGUUUCUCUGAUGCUGUUCGGUUCAUAGCAGAUGGGCCUUUAGUCCAGCAACUGCUAAUGUGUGCUCAUCUUUUUUCUCUGAUGAACUAAGAUCCAGAUGUUCAGGAGGUUUUUACUGAGAACCAAAUUAUCCACAGAGGUCUCUUCCUCUCCAAACAAACAAGACCUGUUGAUUUAAACCAGCAAGAACACUGAAUAAAGCAAUAUCAUAUUAAAAAUCAGUGUUUUUUCAAUGCUGCUUGUCGCUGAUGGGCUGCUAACUA